AUGUUCAAACUAUCCUUAAUUCUCUCGUUUUAUUUCACUUAUAUUCCACCUUCUUCCGCAAAUAUUGGAUACAUUCUACCCAUCAGCCGUCGUUCCGUCAAUUACCCAGAUGAAAAUCGCGAUUUCGAUCUCGGUUUCGCCAGAACUGAACUCAAAGGCGUCAUUCGAAAGUACACAGCUAUACAACAGCGAGGUCUACUUCUCAAUACAGACAAUGACAUUUCAGACUUUGUCCAUGAUAACUACCCCGAUGUCGAUAUUAUCGUUGACAAGGCUUUUUCAGCUGGAAAUUUCGAUGAAGUCAUUCAGACCGCCGAAGCAAUAGCCCCUACUUUCGACACUUUACCUCUUGUUGACCAGAUUGAGGAAGGACUGGACUUGGUUUACUAUGGGGAAGUUCAGAUCGGCACACCUACACAGACGUUCAGCCUUGAUAUCGAUACGGGCUCGGCGGACCUUUGGGUUCCUUGCGACUGUGCUCGUUGCCAGUCAAGGCAGUAUAAUCCAGGCAAGAGUUCAACUUACCGCCAGAAGGACGAUGCAUUCGACGUCGUAUAUGGGACCGGCUGGGUUCAUGGGAGGACGGUUAUCGACAGAGUGAGCAUAGCGGGAGUUACAAUCGACAAUCAGACCUUUGGAACUAUCAGCCAUGAAAGUGCCGAUUUCCGGGCAUAUUCUAAUGAUGGGAUUCUCGGUCUAGCGUUUUCUACCAUUGCCCAGUGCCACGAGCAUACAAUUAUGGAGAAUGCUAUUUUACAGAAGCAAGUCAACGUCCCCAUAUUCUCUGUGCACCUUGAACGAGGUCGCGAAAAUGGAUCGGAGUUGUGUAUAGGUUGUUUUCAUCCUUCCAAAGCCAUAGGUUCUCCCUCAUGGAACAGGGUCAUUGAUCGAACAUACUGGUCUAUAUCCUUGAACGCGUUCGUGGUUUCUGGCUACUGGAACGUGUUUGCAACGAAGAUGUCCGCCGUCAUCGAUACCGGAACCACUCUUAUUUAUCUUCCCGGCGAUGCAGCCAAUCAAUUGUACUCAAAGAUUCCUGGUGCAAAGCGUGCCACUGAUUAUGGUGCAGGGUUCUACAGCUACCCUUGCAAAGACGCCUUCGGUGUGGAGUUUGUUUUCGACGAUCGACCAUUGUCAAUUCACCCGGAUGAUUUCAAUCAAGGAAUGACCAGCUCCGAUCCUAGUCAAUGUAUUGGGGGUAUUAUCGCGAUUACGGAUUCUUCAUGGCCGUCAGACCUGGCCAUCAUAGGCGAUGAAUUUUUGAAGUCAUGGUAUUCUACAUACGAUUACUCCUCCGGUGGACGAGUGGGCUUCUCUCCUAGUAUAAAUAAUCACUUCCUUCGAUCGUGA
Messenger RNA from Marasmius oreades (fairy-ring Marasmius), 1350 nucleotides. RefSeq lists its product as uncharacterized. The transcript has 12 exons. Gene Ontology annotation, molecular function: aspartic-type endopeptidase activity. Gene Ontology annotation, biological process: proteolysis. The record is from RefSeq and is a predicted model, not a curated record. The coding region runs from base 1 to 1350 and encodes 449 amino acids. NCBI's taxonomy places the organism in Eukaryota, Fungi, Basidiomycota, Agaricomycetes, Agaricales, Marasmiaceae.